This is a messenger RNA of Caenorhabditis remanei, 747 nucleotides long. RefSeq lists its product as uncharacterized. The transcript has a single exon. The record is from RefSeq and is a predicted model, not a curated record. The coding region runs from base 1 to 747 and encodes 248 amino acids. NCBI's taxonomy places the organism in Eukaryota, Metazoa, Nematoda, Chromadorea, Rhabditida, Rhabditidae.
AUGGAUCUGCAGACGACUAUGGAUACAUUCAAAGGCGGAGAGAACUUGUUGGUUGGACUUCAGGAUGUGCUCCAAGACUCUCAAACGAUUGGAUCGGCGUCACGGAUCUUUUGGAGUAUGGAGAAGGUCAAUAAGAUUGUGGUGUUGGGCCAAGAGACAGUGAAGAUUAUUCAGGAUAAGAUGAAGGGUGUGGAUCCGGAUGAUCAGAAGAAUCUCGAUCAGUUACUCCUAGUCGAUAACCAGUUGACUACUGUAUACGCACAAAUCGAUGGAGUCAAGAAAUCUACCCUACCACCUCUUACAUCUGAUCUAUCCUCACUUCAUCCUGUCUUCUCAUUGACUAAAUCUGCUCCAGGAAGCCCCAUGGAUUUUUUGGAGAUAGGAAGAUCGGUUGAGAAACUUAACAAAGAUAUCACAUUGACACCUGAACAGCUCAAGUCACUUCUGGAAGUUACGAAGAAUCUGGAGACACUUGACACCUUUGGAUUAGACUAUGCCAAACACCACAAGGAUAUCGAUAAGUCGAAGAAGGCGCUCAAUCAGAUGGACUUGUUUUUCGCGGACUACAAAUCCAAGGGUACAGUAAUCCCUACGACAACAGGAGCACCAGUGGAAUCCUCAACUGAACCAAUGUCAUCUGAAGCGCCAUUACACUCGGAUGCGUCUCCUGGAGCGCUUGGCCCGUCGACGGAAGAUGAGAGUACGGGGAUUUGGUUUAUAUUCUGUCCUACAUUUAUUACUUGUUGA